This is a messenger RNA of Paramecium sonneborni, 1557 nucleotides long. The record is from the annotation of a GenBank genome assembly. NCBI's taxonomy places the organism in Eukaryota, Ciliophora, Oligohymenophorea, Peniculida, Parameciidae.
AUGGAACAGUUAGUUUCUUUACUUCAAAAAAAGUAACUUUAAAAAGAAGAGAGAUUAAAAUCUCUGAUUAAAAUAAUAGAUAAAAGAAUUGUUCAAAAAUUGUACAAUUUGAGAAAUUAAGCUUAUUUCAAAAUUAAAAACUUCAAAAUAGCUAAUCGAAACAAUAUCAAAUUACUUUCUGAAAAAGAUGAUGAAAAAAGUACAGUUUAAAUAAACACUUCAAAUACAAAUCAAUUUAGAGAAGCUUUAUAUUAAUUGCAAAAUUACAAUCUUGUGCAAUUAGAAAUAUUAAAAAAAGAAACUUUAUGCAGAAUGAUUUAGAUUUUGUAAAAAAGUAUAAAUCAUAAUUAUCGACAUCUACUAAUAAAACUUAUUAAUAAAAAAUCAAAAAAAAUAAUUCCAUUUUUGAAAGUUUUUGCUUACAGAUUCAAUUAUCAAUCAAGGUUUCUUAAAAUAUUACAAAAAUUUUAGAUAAACAGAGAAACUUAAUUAAAAAAAGAAAUGAAAAAAUAGGAAGCUAUUUCUAAAUUUGUGAUGGCUUUAGAAAAUAAAAAAUUACAUUGUUUUUGUUAUUGGAAAAGAAAAUUUGAAAUUAAUUAAAAUGAGUAAUCUUAAAAUGAUAUUAAAAAGUAAAAUGAAUUAAUAUAACUAACAUUUUAAGUUGUUGCCAUGGUAACUAAAUUAAAAUUUAAAGUUCUAUCUAAUGCUUUCAUAGAAUUAAAAAUAAAUAAACAAAAAAAUGCAUAAAAAAUAGUAAUUUUAUUUAAUUUUAAAAUCAUAUUAAAAAGGUUGAUGCUAAAAAACCUUUCUUUUUCCUAUUAUAAAAUUGUUUGUUAUAAUCGCAAUAAUUAGGGAUCACAAUGUGUAAAUGUCGACAUAAUAAAAAAUUUAGUAAUUUCAAUAUAAUAUAUAGUCUGUUAUUUCAAGCAAAUUAAAUUCAGCUUUGAAUCAAGCACAUCAGAAAUAUCUGAGAAAAAGAAGAAACUUGAUUAUUUACAAAUAUUUAUCUAAGAUUAAUAUGAAUGAAGAUUAAAUGACAAAUAAGUGUUUUACAAAAUGGAAAAGAAUUUUAAAUUAAUUUAAUUUUUAAAUGAGAAUAAAAAUUGUUUAAUAAAGUAAAGAACUUGAAGAAGAUCAAUAAUUAUUAGUUUAGUAAUACAAAUAACUAUCUGUUGAAAAUUCUGAAUUACAAUAAAAGUAUUAGUAAGUAUAAACAUAUUUUCAUACUCCAACUGAUUUGUCAGUAAAGAAAUCAGAAACUAAAUAAAAUUAAUAAAUAAUAUAAGGACAAUAAUAAGUAUUUUAAUUGUAGUCAUAACAAUAAGAGGCAUUUUGGGAUGAAGACUUAAUGUAAAACGAAGAUUAUUCUCCAGAGUUCGUAGAAAAUAUAGAAAAUUAAAAUGUUGAAUUAAAAUAUAAAAUUGAAGAAUAAUAAGCUAAACGUAAUAUGUAUCUUGAAGAAUUUUAAAGUAGAAAAUAAGUAAUAUUUUUAAAUUGAUAUUAUAGGAAUUAUUACAAUAAAUUGCUCUAAAGAAAUAAAUAUAAAAAAUUAAAUGA